Messenger RNA from Melanotaenia boesemani (Boeseman's rainbowfish), 5735 nucleotides. It is a transcript of the gene si, whose product is annotated as sucrase-isomaltase (alpha-glucosidase). The transcript has 47 exons. Gene Ontology annotation, biological process: carbohydrate metabolic process. The coding region runs from base 1 to 5475 and encodes 1824 amino acids. NCBI's taxonomy places the organism in Eukaryota, Metazoa, Chordata, Actinopteri, Atheriniformes, Melanotaeniidae. The record is from RefSeq and is a predicted model, not a curated record. Gene Ontology annotation, molecular function: carbohydrate binding; alpha-1,4-glucosidase activity.
AUGGGGAAAAGACGAUUCUCCGGUUUAGAGGUGAUCCUCUUGGUCCUGUUUAUCUUGAUGACUGUGACAGCCAUCACUAUGAUCGUUCUGUUUGUCACAGGAGAACCCGGUAUCAUUAAAACUGAUGUCAGUGAUGGAUUUAUUCGUCAGUGUCCCAACAUUCCUCUCGCUGAGAGAGUAGACUGUUUCCCAGAUGGUGGAGCCUCACAGAUGAAAUGUGAGCAGCGUGGCUGCUGCUGGACACCUCUGGAUCAGACAAAUGUGCCCUGGUGUUACUUUUCAGCCAACCAUGGAUACGCAGUUGAAUCAGUAAAGGAACCAAACCCUUAUGAAAUAACAGCUCAACUGAAAAGAAUGCCCUCUCCUUCCUUGUUUGGUGGGGAUAUACAAGAGCUUACAUUUCACGCAGAAAUGCAGACAAACAAUCGACUUCGAUUAAAGAUCUAUGAUACCCAUAAAAAGAGAUUCGAGGUCCCUCAUGAACAUGUCGCUACAGUCAACAAAGACCCAUCAUACCCUAUCAGCACCACACUGGAGGUGUUACACAAACCCUUUGGCCUCAUUGUGAAACGGCAGGGAAGCAAAACAGCUCUGUUUGACACUACAAUGGCUCCACUGGUGUUUGCAGACCAGUACCUACAAGUGUCUGCUCGGCUUCCGUCCCACAACAUCUAUGGCAUUGGAGAGCAUGUGCAUACAAGAUAUCGCCAUGACACAAACUGGAGAACGUGGCCCAUUUUCUCUAGAGAUUCCUUCCCUAAUGGGGGAACACAUAACCUCUAUGGGCACUAUCCCUUUUUCCUCUGUCUGGAAGAUGAGAGUGGGAAGUCAUUUGGGGUCUUUCUCAUGAACAGCAACGCUAUGGAGAUGAUUCUGCAGCCUGCCCCAGCUGUGACCUAUAGGACUAUCGGAGGAAUCCUUGACUUUUUCAUUGUCUUUGGAGACACACCAGAACAAGUGGUGCAGGAGUUCCUUGAGCUCGUUGGCAGGCCCGUCAUUCCUCCUUACUGGUCACUGGGUUUCCAGCUUUCUCGUUGGGACUACGGUAGCCUGAGUGAGGUCAAGAAAACAGUGGAAAGGAACCGUGCCGUGGACCUACCAUAUGACAUUCAAUACACUGACAUUGACUACAUGGAGGAUAAGAAAGAUUUUACCUACGACAAAGUAAAGUUCCAGGAUCUCCCUCAGUUUGCUGAUUACCUCCAUGAGAAGGGACAGCGGUACAUCCUCAUCCUGGAUCCUGCAAUAGCAACAAGUAAGAGGGUAGGAGACGCUCCAUAUGAGUCAUAUGACCGUGGGACGGCAAAGAACGCUUGGGUCACAGAAUCAGAUGGGACAACUCCUCUGAUAGGAGAGGUGUGGCCAGGGGAGACAGUAUUUCCAGACUACACGAGCAGCAACUGCAUCGAGUGGUGGGCUGAUGAGUAUGAACGAUUCUACGCGGAGAUCAAACACCAUGCCCUCUGGAUCGACAUGAAUGAGGUGUCUAAUUUCAAACAAGGAUCAAGUAAGGGCUGUGCCAUUAACAACCUCAACUACCCUCCGUACACUCCAAAGAUUCUGGAUGAUCUGAUGUACAGUAAGACCCUGUGUAUGGAUGCCAAGCAAGCCUGGGGGAACCAUUAUGAUGUCCAUAGUCUGUAUGGCUACUCAAUGGUGCUAGCUACUGAAUCAGCCCUGCAGCGUGUGUUCAAAGAAAACCGUACCCUGAUGCUGACCCGCUCCUCCUUUCCUGGUGUUGGAAAAUAUUCUGGUCACUGGCUGGGGGACAAUGGUGCCAACUGGAACGACUUAAGAUGGGCCAUUCCUGGCAUGCUAGAGUUUGGACUUUUUGGAAUUCCCUAUAUUGGAGCUGACAUCUGUGGAUUCUUUGACGACUCAAGUGAAGAGUUAUGUCGUCGCUGGAUGCAGGUGGGGGCUUUCUAUCCCUUCAGUCGGAACCACAAUGCUCAGGGCUACAAGCCUCAGGAUCCAGCUUAUUAUGGUGCUGGCUCAACACUGGUGGAGAGCUCCAAACACUACCUGAGGAUACGUUACACUCUCCUGCCUUACCUCUACACACUCUUCUACAACGCUCACACCACAGGGGAGACCGUUGUACGUCCUGUCUUGCAUGAGUUCUACUCCGAUAGCGCCACCUGGGAUGUGGACCGUCAAUUCCUCUGGGGAAAACAUCUGCUCAUCACACCUGUACUAGAUCCGGGUGUGGACACUGUGCGGGCGUAUAUACCAGAUGCAGUAUGGUACAACUAUGAGACGAUGGAACGGAUAGCAGACCGCAGGAAGCAUGUUGAUAUGUAUCUACCAGGUGACAAGCUUGGCUUACAUAUCAGAGGUGGAGCAGUCCUCCCCACACAGAGACCUGAGGUCACCACUACAUACAGUCGGCGUAACCCCAUGGGUUUGAUUGUUGCUCUCGAUGACAACAACCAGGCAGCUGGAGAGCUCUUCUGGGAUGAUGGAGAUUCACGAGAGACGGUUAAAAAUGGCAAUUACAUCCACUACAAGUUCUCUGCUACCUAUGGAGUACUGACGAUGCAGGUGACCCAUGCUGGCUAUAGUGACCCAAACAACCUUGCGUUUGAGAAUAUUACUGUCCUUGGAGUGCCUCAUCCUCCCAAGUCCGUCUCUGUGACUAAAACUACCACUGGAAAUCACCCAGACUCUACCACUGUAUUGCCAAACACCAACGUAUUCCAUGAUGGAGCUAAAGAGGUGCUGUUCCUGCAUGGCCUCUCCUUAAACCUUGGGGAGACCUAUGUCGUGCAGUGGGAUCUGGAUACGGAAGAAUACCAGCGUUUUAACUGCCAUCCAGAGGAAAAUUCAGAUGAAGCCAAAUGCAAGGCCAGGGGCUGCAUCUGGGAGCCAAGUAACCUUGAAGGUGUACCGUGGUGCUACUAUCCAAAAGAUUACGGUUAUGCACUAUCAUCUGUCAAAGAAACUGAUUCAGGCAUCACAGUUGAUAUCACUCGAAACAAGAAAUAUAGAAGUAGUGGACGUCCACAGUCACGAGACAUUGACAAUCUCCGUGUUGAAAUCCGCUAUCAUACAAGUGAUAUGCUCCAAUUUAAGAUCUGGGAUCCCACCAGUGAUCGCUAUGAAGUACCAGUUCCACUGUCAGUUCCUACAACUCCUGAGACUAAUGAGAACAGGAGACUUUACAAAGUCUCUGUUAGCCAAAAUCCAUUUGGCAUCCAGGUCAUCAGGAAAAGCACAGGAACAAAGAUCUGGGACUCCGCUGUGCCAGGUUUUACCUUCUCAGACAUGUUCAUCCAGGUGUCAACUCGUCUCUCAUCUGAAUUUGUGUAUGGCUUUGGAGAAACAGAGCAUCCCACCUAUAAACAUGACCUCAACUAUCAUACCUGGGGUAUGUUCACCAAGGACCAGCCUCCUGGUUACAAGAUGAAUUGCUACGGAGUUCAUCCCUUCUAUAUGGGCCUUGAGACCACUGCUGAUGCUCAUGGUGUGCUACUGCUAAACAGCAAUGCCAUGGAUGUGACUUUCCAGCCAACUCCAGCUUUGACCUACCGAACUCUUGGAGGAAUCCUGGAUUUCUACAUGGUCCUGGGUCCUACUCCUGAGAUGGUUGUGCAGGAAUACACUGCACUGAUUGGACGACCUGUUCUACCUGCCUAUUGGUCCCUUGGAUUCCAACUCUGCCGCUACGGUUAUGCCAAUGACGCAGAAAUAGAUAGUCUUUACAAAGACAUGCUGGCUGCUGGUAUACCCUAUGAUGUGCAGUAUGCAGACAUUGACUACUUGGACCGUCAGCUGGACUUUGUCCUGGACCCAGAGUUUAAAGGCCUGCCUGACCUGGUUGACCGCAUGAGAGGGGAAGGCAUGAGGUUCAUCUUUAUCCUGGAUCCAGCCAUUUCAGGCAAUGAGACAAAGCCUUAUCCUGCUUUUACAAGGGGGAAAGAAGCUGAUGUUUUCAUCAAAUGGCCUGAACAUCUCGGUGAUGGAAUUGUAUGGGGAAAGGUCUGGCCUGAUUUUCCUGAUGUCAUAGUAGAUGAGUCUCUUGAUUGGGACACCCAAGUAGAGCUCUACAGGGCAUACACUGCAUUCCCAGACUUCUUCCGCACUCAAACGGCAGCAUGGUGGCAUCAAGAAAUCAACGAAUUCUAUCAUAACAUAACAAAGUUUGAUGGCAUCUGGAUUGACAUGAAUGAACCAGCAAGUUUUGUCCACGGCACAGUUGGAGGAAACUGUCUCGGUGAUCCCCUUUUAGAGAACCCUCCAUAUAUGCCACCCCUGGAGUCCAAACAUCUUGGUUUAAACCAUAAGACUCUCUGCAUGAACAGUGAACAGAUACUUAACAAUGGAAAGAAAGUCAGGCACUACGACGUCCACAACCUCUAUGGAUGGUCUCACACCAAACCCACUUAUGAUGCCCUGCUGAGUGUGACAGGUAAAAGAGGAAUAGUGGUUACCAGGUCCACUUACCCCUCCAGUGGAAAAUGGGCUGGACAUUGGCUGGGUGACAACUUUUCCAGCUGGGACCAGCUGUACAAAUCCAUUAUAGGUAUGAUGGAGUUCAGUCUGUUUGGCAUUCCUUACACUGGGGCAGAUAUAUGCGGGUUCUUUAAUCCAGCAGAGUAUGAGAUGUGCCUUCGCUGGAUGCAGCUGGGCGCCUUCUAUCCUUACUCACGCAACCACAACGGCAAGGGUAACCCGAGACAAGAUCCAGUUUCUUGGAAUGCCACCUUUGCCGCUGCAUCGCGUGACGUCUUGAACAUCCGCUACACACUUCUGCCCUACCUGUACACACUGAUGUUUGAGGCACAUGUCAAAGGAAACACUGUGAUCAGACCACUUUUGCAUGAGUUUGUGAAUGACAAAACAACAUGGGAAAUCCACAGACAAUUCCUGUGGGGACCUGCCCUUCUCAUCAGCCCUGCGCUGGAUAAGGGGGCUCGGGAUGUGUUCGGCUAUAUUCCUAAUGCUCGCUGGUAUGAUUAUCACACGGCCAAGGACAUUGGAGUGCGUGGCCAAAUGCUUAAUAUGCCAACACCCUUGGACCAUAUUAACCUUCAUAUCAGAGGAGGAUAUAUCAUACCUUGGCAGAAACCAGAGAAUAACACAUUUUACAGUCGACAGAAUCCUUUAGGAUUGAUUGUUGCCCUUAAUGACGAUGGAACUGCUCAAGGAUCAUUCUUCUGGGACGACGGAGAAGAAAUAGACACAGUGCUAAGAAACCAGUAUUUCCUGGCCUCCUUCUCUGCAAAAACAAAUACGUUGUCCAGUGAGAUUGUCCAAAACAGUCUGACCGUUGACCUACCCAUUCUGGGUGUGGUGAAGGUCUGGGGUGCAGGGAGUGCCAAGAUCACAGAGGCGACCUUAACAGCCUCAGAUGGAAAUACUCAGCCACUGACUCCACAACACAACGUCGACACUCAGGAGCUGAUUAUAGAUGUUUCAGCAAAGGCCUAUAAAAUAAAUUCACCAUUUACCAUAACAUGGAGAACUAGUGCCUGAAUGGAGUUUGUGUUUUGUUGGUAAAUAAUGUAUUUGUACGUAAUGGUCAGUUUUGAUGUGAGGAAAAUGCAAAGUAACAUGACAUGUCAAGAUUAUCAGCCGUGAUUGUGAUGAAAUCAAACUUUAAUGAAGAGAAAAGACUGUGCAAGAAUAAGCUACUUUUACUGUGUAAUCAAUACGGUGCCAUAUAUUAAAGUUUCUGAUGCUCUACAAAUUGUUUUGAAUGCUUUGAUUAAUUACAAAGUAAAAAAUAAAGAGCU